AUGAAUUUGACAUUGUUGUCUGAUUCAGAAUCGGAUUAUUUCCAAAAUGUCAUAUCCGAUACCAUUAAGAACCUGGAGAAUCCCAAAAGUAAGGUUGAGUACGGGACUGCUGGUUUUAGAACCAAUGCAGAUCUUCUGGAUCAUGUCAUGUAUAAGAUGGGUCUUUUAGCAGUGUUGAGAUCAAAGUUAAAGAAAGCUGCCAUAGGACUAAUGAUUACUGCCAGUCACAAUCCAGAACCUGAUAAUGGUAUCAAACUUGUGGACCCAGCUGGUGAGAUGCUGGAAACUUCUUGGGAAACAAUUGCAACAGAUUUGGCUAAUGCAGAAUACAGUAGUUUGAAAGAAAAAUUGAAGCAUAUAUGUGCAAAUGAAAACAUUGAUUUAUCUGUACCAGCUACAGUAAUAAUAGGAAGAGACACUCGCAAAACUAGUCUUAAACUGCUAGAACUCGCCAGCAGAGGAGUUGAAGCAUUGAACGGUACUGUUAUAAAUCUAGGAUUAGUCACAACUCCACAACUGCAUUACACUGUAGUGUGCACUAACACCAAUGGUGCAUAUGGCGAGCCCACAUUACAGGGAUAUUAUUUGAAACUCGCAACGAUGUUUAAGAACGUGAGAGGUGUUGAAAGAAAUAAUAAAAACUAUACAAAUGUGAUACGACUAGAUGCUGCAAAUGGCGUCGGUGCAAUAGCUGCGAAAGAAUUUCAGAAACACUUAGAAGGUUCAUUGGACAUCGCUAUAUUUAACGAUGGAAGCGAGCAGUUGAAUCACAAAUGUGGUGCGGACUACGUCAAGGUGCAGCAAGUGAUGCCCAUGAACCUCCCAUGCGAGAUGAAUGUCAGAUACGUUAGCGUGGAUGGAGAUGCUGAUAGAGUUGUGUACUUUUACGUGGACAAGAACAACAAGUUCCAUUUAAUGGACGGAGACCGAAUAGCGACGUUAAUAGCGGCCUAUAUUAAGGAACUGCUGGAAAGCAGCGGUUUGCCUUUGCGCUUGGGUUUGGUACAGACUGCGUAUUCCAACGGCGCAGUGACCAAUUACAUCACGCAAACGUUGAGAUUACCGGUGAAGUGUGUGUCGACCGGUGUAAAGCACUUGCAUAAGGAAGCGAAGAAUUUCGACAUCGGAGUCUACUUCGAGGCAAAUGGACACGGCACCGUGCUCUUCAAGGAUAGCGCCAAACGAGUUAUACGCGAACACGUCGAGAAUGCGAAUCUGCCGGAGCCGCAGAGAGUAGCUACAGCAAAGCUGAGGGCCGUGAUCGACAUGAUAAAUGAGACAGUUGGCGAUGCUUUCAGCGAUAUGCUGUUGGUUGAAACUAUAUUGCACGCUAGAGGCUGGGACGUCGCUGACUGGAAAAGAACUUACGACGAAUUCCCGAACAAGCAGCUUAAAGUUCAAGUUCUCGACAGGAAUGAUGUGACUACGAUGGAUGCAGAGAGAUUGUGUCUGACUCCGGUUGGUUUGCAAGAGGAAAUUGACAAGAUUGUAUCUAAAUAUAAAAAAGGACGAUCUUUUAUCAGGCCGUCUGGGACUGAGGAUGUGGUGCGGAUUUAUGCGGAAUGUGAAGACGCUUUGCAAGUUAACAAAUUAGCUGUGGAAGUGGCCGGACUAGUGUACGAUUACGCGGGUGGUCGUGGAGAGAGAGCUAGCUUAGAUAAACUUUGAUAAGAUUAACUUCGCGAUUAUGAAGGCGAGCUGCAUGUACGAACAGUAUCGAUUUUAUACACGGAUGUUGAAUAAUAGUUCCCUAUAAAUUUACGUUACUAAUGUUAACAUAUGAUGAAUAGUUUAUCGCUGAGAGGUGUCGGGAAUAGAAAUGGAUUUUAAUUAUU
Messenger RNA from Odontomachus brunneus, 1835 nucleotides. RefSeq names its product phosphoacetylglucosamine mutase (gene nst). Gene Ontology annotation, molecular function: phosphoacetylglucosamine mutase activity; magnesium ion binding. Gene Ontology annotation, biological process: UDP-N-acetylglucosamine biosynthetic process; carbohydrate metabolic process. The record is from RefSeq and is a predicted model, not a curated record. The transcript has 5 exons. NCBI's taxonomy places the organism in Eukaryota, Metazoa, Arthropoda, Insecta, Hymenoptera, Formicidae. Bases 1 to 1668 code for a protein of 555 amino acids.